Molecule: messenger RNA, 1511 nt
Organism: Aplysia californica (California sea hare)
Lineage: Eukaryota; Metazoa; Mollusca; Gastropoda; Aplysiida; Aplysiidae
Molecular function (GO): protein binding
Source: RefSeq, a predicted model, not a curated record
GCAUCAAGCUAGUGAACUGACCAGCGUUCUCAAGGCAAAAGUCAAGUCCGCGGCCUCAUUGCUACAACAGAGGAAAGUCUUACAGAGAAAUCUGCGCAGCCUACAGCAGCAUUCACUGUCCAGGGAAAUCUUAACACACUGCCGAUCCCGUCUCCACGCUUUGCCCCCUACUGAUGCAGUCAAGUCGAUGUCACCACUUGUCAAUGAGCGCAUGCGCAAACGUCGAUGUUUCGCGGACAAGGAGCUGGAGGUGGUGAUGUUGGAGAGAGAGCAGCAGGCAGAACUCACCCACCGCCAGCUUGCCCUCCACUACCUCCAGAGACGCCUCGUCUACGGCACGGCCGUACAACUACACCAGCCCCCUCCCGAGCUGCUGGACCAUAGACUGCACGACAGGUCCAUGUCCAGAGAGUUUCUCAUGAAAGUAUUUCCUCACCACAACCCUAACUUAGUAGAACUGGUGUUUCAGGGUUGUGGGGGCAACCUGGAAAGAACGAUAGAGCAGCUGGCGUCAGAGUUCAAGUGUAAUGGCGGCGCGAUUAAUUCGGUGUCUCCUGUGGUUGGAGAGUACGAGAAGGGGAGAAGCCAACAGACUCCGACGCCCUCAUCAGGGCUGCAGUCUUUUCAUGCACCGUGCGGCUCAGCGUCGAUUCAUAAACCGUCUUCAGGAGGACAUAGAAUGGUUAACGUCUUCCCUUUCGCGUUGCCACAGCCAAUGAUGGUGCCCGGCUUCACAGCGCCCUUUUACACUUCUCAGAUGCUUCAGUUUAACAACGGGCUCGAGACUGAGAAGAAAACUGAAAAUGUCGUCCAUCAGUCCUCAACUGCUGCGGGGCCAUCUGAUGGACAUCAGCGAAAUAAAAUAACAAACACCUCGACCCGGAGUUUAUCAACCGAUAAAAUUACUGAAAACGCUCAAGACUCCAUGUCAAGGGGGAACAGUGAUGAAUAUUCGUCAAACGUGCAUGCCCUUGACCAAACAAGAUUAAGCCAUAUGAACUCAGGCUCCGAUAAACAAAGCUGCUUCGUGUCUCUGAUCCCAAAUUCCGUGUGUCAAAGUCUUGAGGGAUGUGAACGACAGUUUCCGCUUCCUGCCAACACUCGCAACUCGGAUUUGGAGAUGAGCAUCAGAAGCAAUCCAAGCGCCUAUCAUGAUCUUGAUAUUGGUGAAUGCAGUGAAGAAGACAGGCCUUCAUUUAUACCAGAAGCAGUGAGCCAUGAUAACCCUACGUCACACCAGCCCAAAAAUGUUAUUUUCUCCAGUGCGGAAAGGGGACGAAAUUCAAGCGUCGUGGAAAAACAAACCCCAGUUAUUACUCCUAAUGUACUGAAAUUUUCAGUGGAAUCCAUAAUCGGUAAAUCUUAAGGCUGCCAUGUAAAAAAAACCCCAUCCCUUUUUGGACAGCCCAUGGAAUUUUCUAGAUGUUUAUUAGACCCAUCACUACAACAAUUAAUUAAUUUCCCGAAAACAAGUUUCGCCACCACAACCACAACCACAACCACAACCACAA